Messenger RNA from Paramecium sonneborni, 1328 nucleotides. NCBI's taxonomy places the organism in Eukaryota, Ciliophora, Oligohymenophorea, Peniculida, Parameciidae. The record is from the annotation of a GenBank genome assembly.
AUGUUAAAUUUAUAACCUAAACAAACUUAGAUUUAUCAAAACAAAAGCCUAUAAUCAAAGUAAUCAUUGAUUCAAUAUUAUGUGUAUUAAGAUUUAUAGAAUUUCAUUAACCUAAUAUUUUCUAUUAAAGCUGUAAAAGAACACUUUAAGGAUAACUUAGAUCAUCCUAUGGUUGAAAUUUGUAAUAACAAAAUAAUUUUAUAAUUAAACUUAUCAAAUGGAAUUCAUAUUGAUUAACAUUAGUAAUACAAAAAGGAUAAGGAUGAUGAAAAAUAUUACAAUAAAGAAAAAAUAAAUGCUUAAAAGAUAUUAGAGGAAGUGAUAAAAUAAUUUUAAUAAUCAAUCAAUGAAAAAUAAAAAAAAUUAUUAUCAGAACAAUUCCAUUAAAUUGAACUUUAUAAAAAAUAUUGUUUAGGAGAAAUAUUUGAAUUAAAAUAAUUUUAAUUAAAGAAUACAAAUUUACCAACAUAAUUUAAUCAUAAAGUAGUAUCUUAAAUUUUAAAUUCAGUUAAAUAGGUUGAUGGAGAAGUAAAUGGAAUUGUAGAAAAUAAAUAAUAUAAUUAACCUAAUUAAAUUGAAAUUUAAUAAAAAGCAGAGUAUAAAUUUAUUAUACUUUUAGAUAAUAAUAUCAAUUGACUAGAAAUUAAUUGAAUUCUUAUUUUCCAUUGCAGAACAAAAAAAAAUUGUAAAAUAAUGUCGAAUAGAUGAAUGAUACAAAAGAUGGCAGCAAACACGAUGAUAAUCAUUCUAACCAAAAAUAAUUAAAAGGAUAAGAAUAAUUAAAUAGUUAGACAAAAGUUACUAAGUAUCCUUAGCAUGAAUUUUUUGAUUUUUCUAAUGUAGUAAUUAACUAGACUUAAGAGGUAUGUCAAUUGUUAAAAGAGUUUUUUGGCUUUUUUUUUAAAAAAUAAAAUCCUCAAUUUAAAAAAAAGGAAAAAGAAAAGGAUCUAAUUUUGAAUACAAUAGAAAAUAACUUCAUAGAGUUAAUGAAAUAGAUAAAGAAGAUUUAAAAUAAAAAUAAUGCAAAUGAAAAGCCAUCUACAGAAUUUGCAUAUUCUGUAUAUUAAACAGGAAUCUUAAAAGACUUAUUCACCAUGCAUUAGAUAUUUUAGGUAUUUAUUCAGUUCUUAAAUAAUCCAUUUCCUAAAAAUUAAGGCUAUUAAAAUAUUGACAAAUUUAAAUAUUUUCUAAAUUCUAAGUAUAAUUUAGAUUACAAUUAAGAUAAUUUCUUAAAUUAUUUGCAAUAUCAAAAAGAAUUAAUAGAAAAGUAGAGUAAAGAUAUGUUAUAAUUUUUUGUUGGAUUUAAAUAAUUUUACAAAAUUAAAUGA